AUGAAAAAAAUUUCUUCUUCUCCUAUUGGUUUUGGUCUUUCUGAGGGACCUGUGUGGGUUGAUGGCACUGCCCCACAGAGACCCACAGGAUCCACAAAUCCUUCUCCUGGGAUGAUGUCAGAGAAAAGGAAAGCCUUCUCUGUUUUGAGAGGUCUGAGCUCUGAUGGAGUCUCUCUGUUCCAUCCCUGGGAAGAACAAGUAGAUAGGAGUGUGGGGUUGGUGGUUGAGCAGGGAAUGACAGAGGAAAGUGGUGGUGGGAAGUUGGAAAUGGCAUCAUGUUCCACUCUUAAACAGAGUCCAUUGCCUAUGAAAGAAACACCCUUAAACUAUCAUCCAUAUCCACCUCCUCUGGCCAGAUAUGAGGAUGUUGUAGCCUGUCCAAGACUCUUCAUGGAUACUUUGGAGAAGCUCCAUGCUACAAUGAGAACCAAGUUCAUCUUGAAUUCUAGCAUGUCUUCUCCAUCUUCCCCCAUCAAGUUGUUUGAGUUUGGGGUGGCAGGAGUGGGAGUAGAGGAGGUGCUGCCUACUGGACAAGGGACACUUCCUUGCUCUGAUUGUUCUAAGCUUUGUAUUUUUGCCUCCAUGACAUUGGAUUAA
Molecule: messenger RNA, 597 nt
Organism: Ilex paraguariensis (yerba mate)
Lineage: Eukaryota; Viridiplantae; Streptophyta; Magnoliopsida; Aquifoliales; Aquifoliaceae
Source: the annotation of a GenBank genome assembly